AUGUGUGCGCGCGGCGCUGGCUCUCGGCCGCCGGAAAGCUGCUGCACCGGUUCGGAUUUGGUUGGCUUGCAUCCGCCUUCAGACUUUCGCGAGGAAGGAGCCCAGAUUAUUGCGGACCGAGCCCGGUUGGAGUUGGGCGACCGCUUAACCCUUUGCGACCAGGCAUCAGAUGCCAGCUCUGAAAAACUCUUCAACACUGUUAUUGUAAACAAAGAUCCGGAGUUAGGUGUCGGCACGCCACCGGAACAUGACAGCCAGGAUGCAGGGCCGAUUGUCCCCAAGAUAUCGGGUCUAGAGAGAAGCCAGGAGAAGAGCCAGGACUGUUGCAAAGAGCCAAUCUUUGAGCCUGUGGUGCUUAAAGACCCCUGCCCUCAGGUCCCACCACCGCUAGCCCAGCCCCAGGCGGAGCCUCAACUCCGAGCUCCUUCUCCGGCCCCUGACUUGGUGCAGCGCGCAGAGGCCGUGCCUCAGCCCCCUCCUUCAAGUACACAGCCUCCACAGGGCCCGCCUGAGGCCCCGCUCCAGCCUGCCGGCCACCCCGGCCACAGUCCCCUGCCCAGCUGCUCCACCAGAACCCUCCACCGGUGCAGGCCCACCCCUCAUCUCAGAGCCUCUCCCAGCCACUGUCCGCCUACAACAGCAGUAGCCUAAGCCUCAACAGUUUAAGCAGUAGCAGAAGCAGUACUCCAGCGAAGACUCAACCCGCCCCUCCUCACAUCUCCCACCACCCCUCCGCCUCCCCGUUCCCCCUCUCCCUGCCCAACCACAGCCCCCUGCACAGCUUCACACCCACCCUCCAGCCCCCCCCACACUCACAUCACCCCAAUAUGUUUGCCCCUCCCACGGCUUUGCCUCCUCCACCACCACUGACAUCAGGGAGUCUGCAGGUCCCCGGACACCCAGCCGGGAGCACUUACUCAGAGCAAGAUAUCUUGCGACAGGAACUGAACACACGUUUUUUGGCCUCUCAGAGUGCUGACCGUGGGGCUUCCCUGGGCCCUCCGCCCUACCUGCGGACUGAGUUCCAUCAGCACCAGCACCAGCACCAGCACACGCACCAGCACACGCACCAGCACACCUUCACGCCAUUCCCCCACGCCAUCCCGCCCACCGCCAUCAUGCCGACGCCAGCACCUCCCAUGUUUGACAAAUACCCUACAAAAGUUGACCCAUUCUACCGGCACAGUCUCUUCCAUUCCUACCCUCCUGCAGUGUCGGGCAUCCCCCCUAUGAUUCCACCCACUGGCCCUUUUGGUUCACUCCAAGGAGCAUUUCAGCCGAAGCCCCAUCCGUCUGCAGAUAGGGUCUGCCUGCAGGUGGACAGCAGCCGCCUGCUUUUUACAUCCAACCCUAUCGAUGUUGCUGCUCGGCCUGGGACAGUCCCACACACUUUACUUCAAAAGGACCCAAGGUUGACAGAUCCUUUCAGACCUAUGUUAAGGAAACCAGGAAAGUGGUGUGCUAUGCAUGUUCACAUCGCCUGGCAGAUUUACCAUCACCAACAGAAAGUCAAGAAACAGAUGCAGUCGGAUCCCCAUAAGCUGGACUUUGGACUGAAACCUGAGUUCCUGAGCCGCCCUCCGGGCCCUAGUCUCUUUGGAGCCAUCCACCACCCCCACGACCUGGCACGGCCUUCCACUUUGUUCUCUGCCGCUGGUGCUGCACACCCAACUGGGACCCCUUUUGGGCCACCACCUCAUCACAGCAACUUUCUGAACCCUGCCGCUCACCUAGAGCCUUUUAACCGGCCAUCCACAUUCACAGGCCUAGCAGCAGUCGGUGGCAAUGCCUUCGGAGGACUUGGAAAUCCUUCAGUUACACCCAACUCAAUGUUCGGCCACAAGGAUGGCCCCAGUGUGCAGAACUUUAGCAACCCUCACGAACCCUGGAACCGGCUGCACCGAACGCCUCCGUCGUUCCCGACCCCUCCGCCCUGGCUGAAGCCAGGGGAGCUGGAGCGCAGCGCGUCCGCUGCAGCUCAUGACAGAGAUAGAGAUGUAGAUAAACGGGACUCAUCUGUUAGUAAAGAUGACAAAGAAAGGGAAAGCGUCGAGAAGAGACACUCCAGCCAUCCUUCACCAGCACCUAUCCUCCCGGUGAACGCCCUGGGACAUAACCGCAGCUCCACUGAACAGAUCAGGGGUCAUUUGAACACUGAGGCUCGCGAGAAAGACAAAUCCAAAGAGAGGGAGAGAGACCACUCAGAGUCCCGUAAGGACCUGACUGCCGAUGAGCACAAGACAAAGGAGGGCCACUUGCCUGAGAAGGAGGGGCAUGGCCAUGAGGGGCGUGCCGUGGGCGAAGAGGCCAAGCAGCUGGCCCGGGUGCCGUCGCCCUACGUGCGGACCCCCGUAGUGGAGAGUGCCAGGCCUAAUAGCACCUCGAGCCGGGAGGCUGAGCCACGCAAGAGCGAGCCGGCCUACGAGAACCCCAAGAAGAACUCAGAGGUCAAGGUGAAGGAGGAGCGGAAGGAAGACCACGACCUGCCUCCGGAGGCCCCACAGACCCACCGGUCUUCAGAGCCACCUCCUCCAAACUCCUCGUCCAGUGUACACCCGGGGCCCUUGGCGUCGAUGCCCAUGACGGUGGGGGUGACAGGCAUUCACCCCAUGAACAGCAUCGGCAGCCUGGACAGGACUCGCAUGAUGACCCCCUUUAUGGGCAUCAGUCCCAUCCCGGGUGGAGAGCGUUUCCCGUAUCCUUCUUUCCACUGGGACCCCAUACGAGACCCCUUGAGGGAUCCUUACCGAGAACUGGACAUUCACCGGAGAGACCCGCUGGGCAGGGACUUUCUGCUAAGAAAUGACCCACUCCACCGUCUCUCGACUCCCCGGCUGUAUGAAGCUGACCGCUCCUUCAGGGACAGGGAGCCUCAUGAUUAUAACCACCACCACCACCACCACCACCACCCUCUGUCUGUGGACCCCCGGCGGGAACAUGAGCGAGGAGGCCACCUAGAUGAGCGGGAGCGUUUGCACAUGCUCAGAGAAGACUACGAGCACACGCGGCUCCAUUCUGUCCACCCAGCCUCCCUCGAUGGACACCUCCCCCACCCCAGUCUCAUCACUCCGGGACUCCCCAGCAUGCAUUACCCCAGAAUCAGCCCCACCUCAGGGCACCAGAACGGACUCCUCAACAAGACCCCUCCCACAGCAGCGUUGAGCGCACCUCCCCCGCUCAUUUCCACGCUGGGGGGCCGCCCUGUCUCUCCCCGAAGGACUACUCCUCUGUCAGCAGAGAUCAGGGAGAGACCUCCUUCCCACACGCUGAAGGACAUCGAAGCUCGAUAAGGAGAGAAUAGGAGCACGGACGAGAAAGACGACAUCCUGAGCAAACACAACCCAUGACUGUAAAGAGAGAACUCCUCCUCAUUCACAGACUGGGGUGAAAGGCCCCACCUCUUCCCCUUGUAAAAAAUGUACAGACUCAGUGCAGAUUUUGAAAUGUUUUUGUAUAUUAUAUGUUGGAAUUUUUCAGAUCUUUUAGCCAAGUCAUAUGUUCUCAUGUCUCCUCCUCUUUUUGUUUCUUGUAUGAAACUUUUUGAUUUGAAUGAAAACAGUGAAGAUGAUACACACCAAUUUGAUGAUAAUUUGGCAGGGGGAGUCCCACCAUCCAUCAUGCAAAGCUCUUUCAGAUGUUAAGGGAAGGCCGUUGUAUAUAGUUAUGUAAAAAAAGAUUGCUUCAUGAGCUAAUGGUUCAUAUAUGCAAAAGGGUAAGAUGAAAGCUUUACUUUGUACAAAUGUAAAUAGAUAAAGAUUAAGUAACAUAAUACAUUAAUACUUCUUAAAAUGUGCUAUUUGCAAACUUAAUAUCAGUGAACACAGUCUGCUAAGGCUGUGUUCCCAUAUAUUGUUAUAGACAGCUAAACCCUUCAACUAUGCAAUGAAUGUUAGGGCUUUUCACAAAAGCCCGCCUAACUCAAAGGAGCCUUUUCAAAUCCAUUUACAACAUACUUAAGGUCAUAUUUUCCCUGAACAAGCUCUUACGUGAUAUGACUCUGUUUUCCUUGCUUGUUUUCUUUCAAAUGGAGAAACAUCCUGUUUUGCAAAAUGGACCCCAGGCUGGAACUUUGCAUCUGAAGUUGCCGCUUGUGGGCUUUGGGGAGAGUGCAACCCCAGGAAGGUAACUGAGGACAUGAGCGACCAGUGCCAGGGAGGAUGGGAUUUGUCAGAUGCCAAAAUCAGGGGACGGGUUGUGGUGUCUGUGAGACACAAACAGGUCGCCAGAAUCCUGUCACCAUCAGUCACAUGAUUUCACACACACCUCAUGUGGGAACCAUGCCUUUUUUAGUGUGUCCUGUUUCACAUCUGUACACACUUCCUUGUUUUGUAAUGCAAUUUAAUUACACCCAAACAGAUCCUGAAAGAAAGCUUCAAGUUUUCUCAGAUGAUGGAUAUGUUUUCACUGUAUUCAAUAACUGACGAAUUUAAGGUGCACAUUUUCCCAAUGUGACUCACUGUAUUCCAGUUGGUAAUAAAGUCUGAGAAUAGCCGCAACAGGCCAACCUUGUGGGGCUAUUGACAGUUACAAAGGGUGAGAGGUGGCAGAGAAGUCUUGUGUGUGCGUGUUUUUGAGUUUGCAUCAAUCUUAAUGUCUCUUCAUAAUACUUUUAUAAUACAUUAAGCCUCUUGUCUACAUAUUUGGAGAGAAUAUGACUUUACUAGCAAAGAAAUACAAUAUAUCUUGUCUACUGGACUGUAAAAUAUAUGUAUGAAAUAAAAUUAGUUCCAUUUGGUCUUCUAGUAUAUUAAAGUGCUAUCUGACGUUGUUAUCCUGUUUUUGCAAAAAAAAAAAAAAGUUAACUACAGACCAUUGUUUCUAAUAAGCAGAGAGAUCUAUUUUAGUAGUAAACUGAAGGUUUAGUUGUGAGCUUCAGAUUUUUGUGAACUCCAGAUGUUGUGCAGUGUUUUUUUCUUUCUUUCUUUUUUUUUUUUUUAAGACAACAACUUAAAAAAAUCCGAGGAAUAUGUACACUGGAACUGUAGUGGUAGCUUUCAGUAUUGUAAAGAGAUUGUUCUAUACAGACCUUUUUGCUGUUUAUCCUGUAUGUAAUAAAGUCCUUUCUAGAUCCUAUGUGAAAAGAAAAGUGAAGCAACUGAAUCUUCAGCAUGUUCUCAUCGGCGGAGCCUUCUUGUGUAAUGUAAACUGUGCCAUGUUAUUAAAAAAUGUGAACUAA
Tupaia belangeri chinensis (Chinese tree shrew) is the source of this 5176-nucleotide messenger RNA. It is a transcript of the gene AUTS2, whose product is annotated as activator of transcription and developmental regulator AUTS2. The record is from RefSeq and is a predicted model, not a curated record. NCBI's taxonomy places the organism in Eukaryota, Metazoa, Chordata, Mammalia, Scandentia, Tupaiidae.